Alternaria postmessia is the source of this 687-nucleotide messenger RNA. RefSeq lists its product as uncharacterized. The transcript has 2 exons. Bases 1 to 687 code for a protein of 228 amino acids. Gene Ontology annotation, molecular function: protein binding. NCBI's taxonomy places the organism in Eukaryota, Fungi, Ascomycota, Dothideomycetes, Pleosporales, Pleosporaceae. The record is from RefSeq and is a predicted model, not a curated record.
AUGGCACCUCAACCUCAGCCGAACACAGAAACUUCUGUCCGAGCCCCAAAGCGAGACAUCGACGGUUUCAUCAAGUCUCCCCUGGUCAAAGUGUUGAUCGGACCAGAUACCGACCGCUCAGAACUGCAUAUUCACCUGUCGAUCAUAGCAGCACGAUCUGAGUUCUUUGCAAGCGCUCUAAAUGGCCGAUGGAAUAACUUUGAUACCAAAAUUGUUGACCUCUACAAGGCUGCUCCAGAUCUUGUCCUGGAAGACGUCGCACACUAUUUGGAAGCUGUUUACACGAACCAGAUCGACGACGAGAACCAUUCGAAGCGUUUCGAUGAUAUUUGUAAGGUGUACGUAGUAGCUGAGCGGUUACAUGAUGUACAGACACGUAACCUAGCUGUUGAAGCACUGUAUAACCGGAUGCAACGGCUUGAUCCUACUACCACGGUCCCCGGUCCAAAAUGUCUUGACAUUAUUUAUGAAGGCACAGCUUCAGCUAAGGAUCUGAUGCGAAAGCUGAUAGUCGACACAUGGUGUACUUGGGGUGUUGAUCGACUUGAAGAUUUUCUUGAGGAUUUUCUGGAUACUGCUCCUCGACAAUUUUUGGUUGAGCUUGCGGCGGCUGCGGUUAGGAAGCUGGUUGAGGACAGCGAGGAUCAAGAGUUGAUUCUUGAUGUGAAGGCUUAUCUUGAGGACUAA